Messenger RNA from Ilyonectria robusta, 1080 nucleotides. Its product is annotated as NADP-dependent oxidoreductase domain-containing protein. Lineage: Eukaryota; Fungi; Ascomycota; Sordariomycetes; Hypocreales; Nectriaceae. The transcript is spliced from 3 exons. The record is from RefSeq and is a predicted model, not a curated record. The coding region runs from base 1 to 1080 and encodes 359 amino acids.
AUGGCCACUCUUCAACUCCCUAGUCGACUCAGGCAGUCUUUGGAAGAGACAAAAGUGCAGUAUCGUCAACUUGGAAAAUCCGGACUUCGUGUUUCCGUGCCCAUUCUUGGAUGCAUGAGUUUUGGUGAUCCUCAGGCCAUUCCAUGGGCAAUUGGGGAAGACAAGGCGCUGCCGUUGCUCAAGGCAGCCUACGACCGGGGCCUCAAUACCUGGGAUACAGCCAAUUCGUACUCAAAUGGCAUCUCUGAGGCGAUCAUUGGCAAGGCUAUCAAGCACUAUGAUAUCCCUCGCGAGAAGCUGGUCAUUCUUACGAAAUGUAACUUUGCCGUCGGAGAAACGCCAGAGGAGCAACAAUUUGCCUUUUACUCAGAGUUUGAUAGAUCCAAGGACUAUCAAAAUCAGUUCGGUCUCUCGCGCACUGCAAUCUUCAACCAGGUCGAAGCCUCUUUGAAGCGACUUGGGACUACGUAUAUCGAUUUGUUGCAAAUUCACAGAUUCGACAGUUCGGUACCUAUUGAGGAGACCUUGAAAGCUCUCCACGACCUUGUUCAAUCAGGCAAGGUCCGUUAUAUCGGCGCGAGCAGCAUGUGGGCAACCCAGUUCGCCCAGCUUCAGUUUUGCGCUGAAAAGAACGGCUGGACUAAAUUCGUGAGCAUGCAAGACCAGUACAACCUUCUUUAUCGCGAGGAGGAGCGCGAGAUGAUUCGAUUUUGUAACGAAACUGGCGUUGGGCUUAUUCCUUGGGCUCCUUUGUGCCGUGGACACCUCGCCCGGCCCCCUUCUGACUCGACGGCGAGAGCCUCGACCGAGUCUGAUCUCACAAGUGGAGGGCAUGGUACAUCCGAAGUCGACCUCAAGAUCAUCGGCCGGGUGGCGGAGCUCGCUGAGAAACGGGAAUGGCCGAUGGCUCAUGUAGCACUCGCCUGGAUCAACAAGAGGGUCACAAGCCCCAUUAUUGGGUGCAGCAGUGUGAAAAGGAUUGACGAGGCGGUUGGAAGUAAUGGGAGAGUCCUGAGCGAUGAGGAAGAGCGGUAUCUUGAGGAGUUGUAUCAGCCGAGACCUAUCUGGGGCCACAUUUGA